CUGCUUCCCUUCUCGUUUUUACUAGGUGAUUCAUGGCUGCCUAGCCAAAUUACCAGUUUUACCCCCUCACACUGAUUUCGUCAUAAUCGGCGGCUCAGAUCUUGGUUAUGAACGUGCUUUACCAUUCUGGAAAGUAGAGAUUAAGACCUUUCCAACGCGUAUAAGCUCAUUUCUAGAAGUUACCUGAGCAGCACGCAAUGAUUCGUUGAGGUCGUCAGACUUAAUCUCUAAUUAGUUCUCUCCAGAUUUGCACGAUUUCCAUCAGUGGUAUCAGAGCCACGGUUAGAGGACGUUCUUUCCUCCAUUGGAAGAGAUCUAGGGAGGCUUGAAGUGCUCCAGAUCUAGGGUUUGACAUGGCCCAAAAGUUGGAUGGCCCUCCUAGGUUUACCGGCUCGGACUUUUCGCUAUGGAGGUUCCAGUUCACACUAUGGCUAGGUAUUAAGGACCUAGAAAGUGUGUUGGAUGGAUCGGAGAAGCGACCACGAGCUGACUCUGGGGAGGCGUCUACUGGAGCAACCAGCCAAGUGGGAUCCGGGGCUGGGGGAGCGUCGUUGAGUGGGGUGAAGGAAGGAGGAACUGCUGCAACCCGAACCGGAAGGUCGCAACCAAGUAGCGAGGAGUUGCUCAAAGCUCAAGAAGCAUGGGAUCGGAAGGAUCGCCAGGCUUUUCAGUACCUGUGUUGGGCUUUGGAGGGGCAACUUGAGCUUCUUAAGAUGCUGAUUGACCUGAAGGGGAAGGAAGGUGCAGCGGCUGCAGCUUGGAAAAGAGUACAAGAUAGGCACUUGCAGAAAGGGCUUCUAAGCGUGCUUACUUGGCGGAAGCGGUUUUACACCAUGGAGCGGAACUAUGGGGAGGGGGAGACCAUGGUUCAGUAUCUCCAGAGGGUGGAUGAGAAUGUGCGGGCUUUGGAGGAGCUGGAUUACACGGUAGAUGAGAAGGAGAUCAUCUAUACUGCGCUCCAAGGGUUGGAUCAAGCGGCUAAUGAGGCAUUACUACAGUACCUUCACCUCGAGCAACAGAAAUGGACCAAGGUGUGGAUUUGGGAGGUUCUAAUUUCUGAUGAGGCUCGCAAGGUUGAUGCUGGAAGAGGUCUAGAAGGAGGCAUGGGUGCAGCAGAUAAAGCUUCCUUCAGGAAAGGCUAUCAACAGCAAGGAGGUGGGGGGAAGAAGAAAGAGUUGGACAAAUGCCUUGUGCCCGGAUGCAACAAAAAACACUCUUGGAAGAGUUGCUGGAGUAGGCCUGAGGGAUGGAAGCCUCACGGCUACUCUGGAGAGGCCCCACCAGUGACCAAACCUGAUUGGGUGGAGAAAAGGAUGAAGAAGGGGCUCUGGAAUAAGAAGGGCAGCAAGGGAGAAACGGCCGCAGCUGCUAAGGAUGAGAAGGGGAAGGGCCAAGACGACUCCUCCGAUGAUGGUUUCUCGUUUCUCAUGCUAGGGCAGGAUGCAGCUCUCGCUGGUCGUGCAUUGGCUGAUCCCAACUUCCUGGUUCUAGACUCUGGAGCAACAUCUGGGAUGCUUCCUCGCCGUGAUCUCUUCACCUCCUACCAUCCUCUCCCACCAAAUUCGAGGAACGUGAUUGUUGGGAGCGGAGAUUUGCUGCAAGCAAUUGGCAUCGGCACGAUCACCAUUAAGGGGAAGGAGGGGGAGCUAGUGGGUGUGAAGGGGGUCCUUCACGUCCCUGGUUUGGCUGCAAACCUCCUUUCAUGCUCGCAGCUGGCUAAACAGGGAUACAUCUGCACUUUCACGGAGGGAGGGUGUACUGUUAGAAAGGGUGAAGCUGUGGUGAUGGAGGCAAAGCUGGACAAGGGUUUAUACCUUGUUCCAGCUUGUGUGCCUAAUUGUUACAAGGCACAUAUGGUUUUUUCUGAGGAAGCCGCUUGUAGCACUCGCUGGAGGCAGGUGGAAACGGUGUCACCUGAGUUGCUACACCUUCGCAUGGGGCACGCGGGGAAGCAGCAACUGCUGGAGUGUGUGAAGAAGGGGGAGCUGAAGGGGGUGGAGGUCAAGGAAGGAGCUGGGCAGCAGAGCAAAUGUCCCGACUGCACGUCUGGAAAGCUGCCUAGAACCUCAUUCCCUAUCUCCUCUGAUCAUGCCUCGACUCCCCUUGAGCUGGUGCACACGGAUGUGUGUGGACCGAUGCAAACUCCUGACCGGGAAAGGGGCAGCAGGUACUUUGUCACCUUUCUUGAUGACUUCAGUCGACUUAGCUGGGUCACCUUGGUGAAGACCAAGGAUGAGGUGGCAAAGGUGUUUAAGUGGUGGAUACGCUAUGUGGAGAGGGAAUCAGGGGUCAAGGUAAAGGUGUUAAGGUCAGAUCGGGGUGGAGAGUACCUUGGGAAAGAACUUCAAACCUUCUUGGAAGAAAAGGGUAUUACCCACCAGCUCUCUGUACCUUACACGCCGCAGCAAAAUGGGGCAGCGGAGCGGCUUAACAGGACCUUGACCGAUUUGGCUCGAGCCAUCCUUUCCCAUGCCGAGCUUGAUAACACUUGGUGGGGGGCAGCAGUGCAGUAUGCCAACUGGGUGAAGAACAGGAUGGGCAGCAAGGGGCUUGGAGGCAAGAGCCCAUACUCCUUAUGGACAGGGAAGGUGCCGAAUGUUUCCAUGGCACGAGUGUGGGGGUGCAUGGCACAGUAUAAGGUACCUGACCAGCAAAGAAGGAAGCUAGAUCCUAAGGCACAGUGGGGGAUCUUCCUUGGGGUUUCUGAGAGGAGCAAGGCUUGGGUGCUGUGGAGUGUAGCUGACCAGCGUGUGAUGGAGAGCCGUGAUGUGGUUUUCCAUGAGGGGCUGAAUUUUAAGGGGUGGAAGGAGCAUGGUACAAGCCAAAGUGGGACUUCCAUUCAAGACCCUCAUACGGCUUCUAUCUUUGAGGGGGCAUGGGAGGACCCUGGAGAUGAAGGGGAGGAGCAGCAGGAGGAGCCAGAACCAGCUGAUCCUAACCAUGAGGAGUCCCGAGAGACAGAUUCUACCCCUCAGCCAGCCACGCAGGCCGAUGCGCGUGAUGAUCAGCCGGAGCAGCAUGUGCCUUCAACUCCAUCGAGAAGCAGUUGGCAGCAGUUGUUGAACCAGCAGCUGUCCAAGAGUCCAAGGACUCCAAUGAAGAGGGUGACUUGGGAGGAGAAGUUGCGGAGGCUGGAAGAAGGAGAGGCAACACCUCUGCGACGCAGUGCUCGAAUUUCCCAGCCACCUGAAAGGUUUUCACCGGGGCACAUUGCACGCAUGCAUGAUCAUCUUGUGUCUGAUUUGGAUGAUUGCAUGCUUGUGGACAUGCAUGGGCAUGAGUAUGCUCUUGAUGUGUGUCUAAUGGGUCAGGUGCAUGAGCCUAGGUCAGUCCAUGAGGCGCUGAACCGUCCCGAAUGGGUUGAGUCUAUGCAUGAGGAGCUUGAGUCUCACAAGGUAAAUGGAUCAUUUGAGUUGGUUGAUCCAGCCGUGGUACCACCUGGUUUGGAGGUCCUCAGGUGUCAAUGGGUUUGGAAAUACAAGCAUAACCCUGAUGGUACCAUUGAGAGGCCUAAGUCCAGAUUGGUGGUGAUGGGAAACACGCAGAAAUUGGGAGUACACUAUGAAGAAGUGUACUCUCCAGUUGGGAAGCAUGCGACCUUGAGAGGUAUGCUUGGAAUUUCAGCUGCUUUGGGGCUUGAUAUCCAUCAUAUGGAUCUAUCUCUUGGCAGAGCAAGAGGCAGCCCGUGGUAGCACUCUCUACCACUGAGAGUGAGUAUAUAAGUCUGUGUCAGUGCAUUCAGGAGGGUGUUUGGCUGAGGCGUUUGUUUGGGGAGUUUGGCCAUGAUCAUGCUGGUGGUGUGCCUGUGUUUGUGGAUAAUCAGUCUGCCAUUGCCCUUGCACAGAAUGCAUGCUUGCAUGGCCGCACCAAACACAUGCAGGUCCGGUGGCAUUUCAUUCGGGAAUAUGGUAGCUGCGGGUGAGGUGAUUUUGCAGUGGUGCCCUACUAACCGUCAGGCUGCUGAUAUUCUUACCAAGUCUCUUCCAUUUGAGCGUCAUGGUGUGUGCAUGACCUUGCUCGGGAUGCAGCCCCAUGAUGACAGAGUUCCCGCAGCAGAUGCCGGCGUCUUGGUGCUCCUCUCCUUGGCGGACUCCAUGCUCUGGGUGGCCCCAACCCAUGGGCAAGGGGGAGUGGUGUGAAGGCAUUUGCCCUAUGGUGUUGCGCCACACCCAGCACGAGCAAGGGGGAGUGAUAAAUGUGUAGUGUUCUGUGGUGUGAUUUGCUCUAGCUGGCUGUGGGCUAUUGGGAUUUGGGCAAAAGAAUUGGGUUGGUUGGCUAGGUUUGAUCUCGUUACCUUUCCAACCCAUACUACCCCAUACCCACUACAGCAUCUUUGAUGUUGCAGCUGUGGCACUUGGGAGUGUUAGGGUUUGGUUCAGGGCGAGGGUUGGUGUUGUUUGACAAUCAAAUACUCCAACUUUU
This is a messenger RNA of Closterium sp. NIES-67, 4422 nucleotides long. The record is from the annotation of a GenBank genome assembly. NCBI's taxonomy places the organism in Eukaryota, Viridiplantae, Streptophyta, Zygnematophyceae, Desmidiales, Closteriaceae.